Molecule: messenger RNA, 831 nt
Organism: Agrilus planipennis (emerald ash borer)
Lineage: Eukaryota; Metazoa; Arthropoda; Insecta; Coleoptera; Buprestidae
Gene: red
Product: lysM and putative peptidoglycan-binding domain-containing protein 2
Exons: 3
Coding region: 320-772 (150 amino acids)
Source: RefSeq, a predicted model, not a curated record
UCAAUACUUCAAUCUGUCAUGAAAGCACCAACAAAAAAUGAACCAACGUCAAAGUCAAAUACCGUCAAAAAAGUUUAAUUAUUCCACUCACUACGUGAUUCGGUUUUUUCAUGCUGUUUAUUAUAAAUCGUUAUCUUUUUAACGGUCGGUAGUUUAUUGCUAAACCUGUUCAUAUGAUCUGAAUUAGAAAGUAAAUAAAAAUGCACGUCUUCUCAUCGAAUGACGAAUGAACCUCACAAAAAUGAAAUUUGUUUGUUCUAAGUUAUAUGCGCAAAAUAAAUAUAGUUUAAUUUCUGAAGAGUCGUAGGAAAAAUCAGAAAUGGACAGUCCCUAUGAAAGGCUAUCCAUUCGGGAUUCCGUACGUUCUUUGAAGAAAUAUGGAAGUACUAGUAAACAUGUAAAUAAAAAUCAAAAAUUUAUUAAACAUACCGUGGCAAAAACGGAUACUCUUCAAGGAUUAGCCCUAAAGUAUGAAGUUACAAUGGAAGAUAUCAGAAGGGCAAACAGAAUGUACACAUCGGAUAGUUUGUUUCUAAAAGAGUAUUUGUUAAUUCCUAUACCAGAAGAUAGUCCAUUUGCUGCAUUUAGUGAAAGUCAGAGUAACAUAACAAGCCCACCUUCUGAAGCCAGUUCAUCUUCUUCACGACCUCCAUCUGUGUCCUCACCUAGCUAUAUAGAUAAUGAUGAUGUUUCUCAUUUCCUAUCAAAAAUAGAUUCGUCCAUAGCAAACACCAAGGCUGAAGUUAGGAAAUCAAGUGGACACAGUGAGUAAGUUUAAUAAAACUUUACUUUAGUAAGUUUUAUUCUGAUUUACGAAUUUUGAAAUUUUCU